Messenger RNA from Raphanus sativus (radish), 3914 nucleotides. Its product is annotated as protein OSB1, mitochondrial. Gene Ontology annotation, molecular function: single-stranded DNA binding. Gene Ontology annotation, biological process: mitochondrial DNA replication; positive regulation of helicase activity. Bases 2456 to 3742 code for a protein of 428 amino acids. The transcript has 4 exons. Lineage: Eukaryota; Viridiplantae; Streptophyta; Magnoliopsida; Brassicales; Brassicaceae. Gene Ontology annotation, cellular component: mitochondrial nucleoid. The record is from RefSeq and is a predicted model, not a curated record.
UCUAACCCGCGCUGGGCAGCGCGGAUAUUGUUCCGUCUAUUCUUAAUAAAUUAUUAGUGGUACAUAAUAUAUUUGUAUUAUUUUUUAUAAUUAUUAAUGGUUAAAUAAUAUAUUUUAAUAAUAUAUUGAAUUAUGAUGUUAUUACAUAAUAUUGUUUGCAUGGUAUUUUUUUUUGUGUGCACAAAUUUUCAAUGUUGUACAUAGUAUUUUUUCGUAUAGUGUUUGAUGUUUCAUUUAUAAUUUAAUAUUUGAUAUAAAAAUAUGAUUGUUGAUUUAUUUUCUUAUAAAUAUAUAUUAUUUUGAAAUGUUACCUACUAAUCUAUUAAUCAUUCAAUCUCUUAAAAGUAAAAAAUCAGUUAAUUGAAAGCUAAGUUUUUAAAUAUAAAAACGAAAAAGAUAACUAAAAAUUCUUUUAAAAUUUAAAUAUCCAAACCCGACCCGAAAUAACUGAAUCUAAAUUAAAAAUACAUGAACCUGGCCCGAAGUACAUAAAUACCCGAACAGAUUAUGUACCUCUAUACCGAAAUACCAGAAAAUCCAAAAUAUCUGAUCCGAACCCGAACGGAUAUUCGAACACCCACUCCUAAUAGAUGGUAUGUUGAGUAAUAGAGAAGUUGAAAAUAAGGAUGAAAAUCUUGUUUGGAAAUAAAAUAUGAACUUUCAAAUAUAAGAGAAUCUCGUAAUAAAUAAAUAUUAUUAAGUUGUUAUCGAUAUACUUGGUGUGCAAUUCAAGUUAAUAUAGAUUUGAUCAAAUCUUUUAUGAAUAAUUUUUUUCUAAUUAUCUUGUAGAUAAAGAUUAUAUUAACGAAAUAAAUAGCUACAAAUAUUAUAUAAAGAAAUAAUACAUGUAUUUGUAAAUUAUAUUCGUGAAAUCAUGUUUUAAAAAUCAAUAUUACAAUUUUGCACUUUAAUUUUUUUAUGAAUGAAGUUUAUAUAAUGACAUAUUGUGUACACUAUGGCAGAUAUCUCUAAGUCCAACACAUAAUCAAUCAACUUAGAGGCAAAUAAUAUUUUACAAGAAAUGAGUUGGUAAAAGAGAUCAUAUCUAAUCUAUUAUAGAAGCAAAGAAUAACCAAACAUAUACAUGUUCGGUGUUUGAUAAUAUGAUGUUAAUAAGAAAGAAGUAUAAAUCAACUUAGAACAAUGUUUAAUCUAAUAUUUAAAGAGGUCGAAGGGAGAGAUAUUGAAUUGGUAAUAUAAUUGUACACUAGAUCAUUAUCCGCGCACCUGCGCGGGUUUAUCUUUUGAUUUAUAUAUUUUAUAUACAUGUUGUAUAUUAUUUAAGAUUUAUAAUAUAAAAAAGUUAGAAUGAUCCUGAACCAAAAAAAAUCGACCCGAACAAAAAAAAAUCAAAUACCUACUUAGAUCCAAAUGUUGAGAACUCGAAGAACUCAUACCUGAAAUGAACAGAUUUAUACCCGAUCCAGUAAGCUAAAUUUCAAACAUAAUAUCUUUUGUUAUAUUUUUAAUUCAUUUUUUCGGAUUGAUGAGAUUUACUAUUUAUUCGGAAGAUUUUUGGCUUACUUAAUGGUAUAUAUUUGUAGGUUUCUUUUUUUUCCUAAACAGGAAAAAAAAGAUUUGGGUCUUGAUUAAAUUUAUCUUAUAUAACAAAUUGCUACUAUAAAUAAUUUUUAUAAAAACUAAUUUGUAACAGUAAUAUUAUUUUUGUUAUAAAUUAGUAUAUCAUGGUUUAUAGCUUCAAAGUAUAGAGUUAGUCGUCUUCAUAGUAUUGCUAAUAUUGAUAGAUGCAAAUUAAUGAAUACAGAUAAUAUAUUGUAUUAUUAGUAAUAUGUCGUAUAGUAUUAUAUGUUAGUAGAUGUAUUAUUAAUAAUCUAUCUUAUAGUAUAAUAUGCUAGUGGAUGUAUCUAGCUUAUAGUAAAAUAUAUGCAAUAUAAGAAAACAUGCGGAGUGGAUAUAAUAAUAAGGUAAGAAGUAAAAAAUUAUGGUAAUAGUUGAUAUUAAUUAUUUAUAAAAAGGCAUGUCUAAUAAUAAGUAGAUUAAUAUAGCAUUAAUUAUAUAAGGUCCAACUUUAAAAUCUACCUAGAAGAAGUUGUAAUAUUUCUGUUUUAAUAAAAUAGAUGUAUACGAUCGGUCUACUUUUAAUUUUAAUAGAACAGCACUGAAAUAAUUCGUUUGGUUCUUCUUUAUUAAUGUAGAUUGUUGGUUUAAUUUAAGUUAUGUGGUUUAGAUUUUAUUUUUAGCCUGCAGAUAUGAUUAAUUUUAAGUAAGUAGAUUUGGUCCAUAAAUUAUGUAACACACUAACAAACUUGAAACAGUCCAAAAGUUAAAUGAUAACUUUAAUGGUAGAUAAAUUCAGAACUCUAUUUUAAUAGAGUAGAUGAGCCACCCGGCCCACCCCCAACAAUAUUUAUCAUAGUCAAAACCCAAAAUCAAUUGACCUCCGACGAUCAAACCGCACCGCCGUGUCGUCUUCGUCGUAUUCUCCCCCCAGUAGAUGAACAAGUUCUUCAAACUCGGAAGCUUGAUCAGAAUCACUGCUUCCCGUAUUCCUUCAAAUCAACACCUUCCCUACGCCAAAUCCCUUGCUUCUUCCGCUAUUCCCAAACCUCGUUUCUUCUCCAAUGUCACCGACGACGAAAGCGCGCUUUACCACCACGCGCGCAUGUUCAGGAAACCACUCUCCACAGGCUACAAAUUCAACCUUUCCAACUCCGUGAGCCUCAUGGGUUUCGUCGAUCAACCUAUUCGUGUCAUAGACACCGAGCCUGAUAGGUUCGGUGUUUCUACUUUGCUUAGAGUGAAAGACCCGCGCGAUCCGAACCGGAGCUUUAGGAUACCUCUUAGUAUUUGGGACGUGAUGGCACGGAAGUGCGUUGCGCAUUUGAAGCCAAAUGAUUUCGUAUUUGUCUCUGGCCGCCUUGUUUCUUACGACAAGAGCUCCGGCAAUGAAAACAGCGGCUUUGGUUUGCAUUACCAGGUUAAAGUGUCAGAGGUGAAUCACGUGAUGGCUCCACCAAGUCACGUGUUAGAUUCUGAGAUACCCCAAAAGCCAAAAUCAGAAACAGUGUCUCUUGAAGUGGUGAGAGAAGAUGGUAGUACGGAAGAGUCCAAGAAUGGUGAUAUUGACUUGUGGGAAGCCUUCUUUGCCAAUCCAGACGAUUGGUGGGACAGGAGGAGAAGUAAGAAGAACCCAAGGCUGCCGGAUUUUAAGCAUAAAGAUACGGAUGAAGCUCUCUGGCUUAGCUCAGAUACACCGGUUUGGGUUACUAGUCACCUUGAGUUGUUAGACCAGAGAAGAGGAGAUGAUACCGAAGAGCCUGAGCAUGAUGAGAUUCACUUGUGGAAAGCCUUGUUUGCGAACCCAGACGAGUGGUGGGACAAGAGGAGAAAUAAGAAGAGCCCAAAGCUGCCUGACUUCAAACAUAAAGAUACAGGUGAAGCUCUCUGGCUUAACUCAGAAACACCGGUUUGGGUUACUAGACAACUUGAAUUGUUGGACCAGAGUAAACCAGACGGUAUAGAAGAAUCCAACGAUGAUAAGAUUUACUUGUGGCAAGUCUUCUUUGCGAAUCCAAACGAGUGGUGGGACAAAAGGAAAAGUAAGACUAACCCGAGACAGCCUGACUUCACGCACAAAGACACAAGUGAAGCUCUCUGGCUCGAUUCAGAUGUACCGGUUUGGGUUACUAGACAACUUGAAUUGUACGACCAAAGUAAUUCAAACAAGAGCUGCUACGACCCCGAACAAACAGGUCGUGGCCGGCUUGGCGACUGGGUUUAGCAUGAGAUGUUUCCUCACUCUUAUUUUUAUCAAUCUUAAGAUCGUUAUAUAUAAAAGAGAGAUGAAUUUAAUUGUCUAAAAGUUCCAUAGUUCUUGCAACAUUUGCUCAAAUUUAACUCUCAAAGAAAAAAAAACUUUUGCCUAAAUUUACAAUUUAAAACGAUCAGUACCA